This is a messenger RNA of Rhizophagus irregularis DAOM 181602=DAOM 197198, 200 nucleotides long. Lineage: Eukaryota; Fungi; Glomeromycota; Glomeromycetes; Glomerales; Glomeraceae. The record is from RefSeq and is a predicted model, not a curated record.
AAAGACCUGAUAUUGAUAAUUAUCAAAAUAUAUCAAAUGAAAUACUUCAACAAGAAGCAAAUAAUGAUUUAGAAAGAAACAAACUAAUAAACAAAGUAGCAAAUUAUUUACAAGUAAAAUUCAUCAAUUUAAAAAUUUACCUGAACCAAAAAAUGCAACAGAAGGUAUAUUUUAAUCAUUUCAUAGUAAAUCAUAUGAUU